UGAGUUUCAAGCAUAACAAUCUUUUCCAAUCUCCCAGUACCUUUAGUCUUAAAUUUUUGGCUCUUCAUUCAAAAGGAGUAAACAUGUAAAAUUACCAGUGAUAUGUAAUUUCUGAUUGAAUUCAAAUGAGACUCGGAGAAAGAGGAAACAUGACUGAAAGACUACGAGAAUUUUUUAAGAAAAGAAAAAGGGUUCAGACAAGCUUACAAUAUAUUGCAACUGCUCAUCGAUUAUAGUUGUAAAACAAAUACUAGAAGCUCAACUUAAUGUCUUAAUCCACUAAUUUAUAUUUUGGAUAGAAAAUAUAUAUACACACAUAUAUAUUUCCCGCUCUCCCUUCCACUGUGGACUCGAAUUAGGGGUUUGUGUCAGUUUAUCCACCACCACCACCACCACCACCCCCACAGCCACAUUGUCCUCUCCGACUGCCCAAUUUCUUCAUGUAUAAUUUUCCACUGCCUUGUAUUAAUCCUUCCUUUCAACUACUCUGAAUUGUUAGGUUGGUAUCAGUUUUCGUUUUUUCUUUUCGCUAAUAGAGAUUUAGUUUUAACGAUGAUGUACGGUGAUCAUCAAUUCCAACAACAACAACAACAACCACCACCACAACCGCAGCCUGGCGGUGAGUUCCUCAGGGGACCGCCGCCGCCGCCGCCACCUAUGAUGCGACAGCCUUCCGCCUCUUCAACUACUCUCAAUUCCUCAGAUUUUCACCAUCCACCCGGUCCUGCUCCUCCUCAACCUCCUUAUGAUGUUCAUGGUGAUAAUAUUGGUGCACGAAGAAUGAGAAAACUUACUCAAAGGAGAGCAGUUGAUUAUACAAGUACCGUUGUACGUUAUAUGCAGAUUCGUAUGUGGCAGCGGGAUUCUAGAGAUAGGACGGUAUUGCAACCUACUCCAGCAGCAGCAAUUGAUAUGUUACCAACAGCUGCUUAUUCUGAAAAUCCAUCAACAAGCUUUGCUGCAAAGUUUGUUCAUACUUCUCUUAAUAAGAACCGCUGUUCAAUUAAUCGGGUUUUGUGGACUCCUAACGGGAGACGUCUAAUCACAGGCUCUCAAAGUGGGGAAUUCACUCUUUGGAAUGGACAAUCAUUUAACUUUGAGAUGAUUCUUCAGGCCCAUGAUCAAGCAAUCAGGUCCAUGGUAUGGAGUCAUAAUGAUAACUGGAUGGUCUCUGGCGAUGAUGGUGGCGCAAUUAAGUACUGGCAGAGCAACAUGAAUAAUGUCAAGGCUAAUAAAAAUGCUCAUAAAGAAUCAGUACGUGACUUGAGUUUCUGUCGGACGGACUUGAAAUUCUGUUCUUGCUCCGAUGAUACUACUGUUAAAGUUUGGGACUUUGCUAGAUGUCAAGAAGAGCGAUCACUCACCGGCCAUGGUUGGGAUGUGAAAAGUGUUGACUGGCACCCUACAAAAUCUCUUCUGGUUUCAGGUGGGAAGGACAACCUUGUAAAACUCUGGGAUGCAAAAAGUGAGAGAGAGCUUUGCUCAUUUCAUGGCCACAAAAACACGGUGCUUUGUGUCAAGUGGAAUCAAAAUGGUAACUGGGUGCUAACUGCUUCAAAGGAUCAAAUCAUUAAGCUUUAUGAUAUUAGGGCAAUGAAGGAGCUUGAAUCUUUCCGUGGACAUCGCAAAGAUGUGACUGCCUUGGCUUGGCAUCCGUUCCAUGAAGAGUACUUUGUCAGUGGUAGUUUUGAUGGAUCCAUUUUCCAUUGGCUUGUUGGGCAUGAAACUCCCCAGAUUGAAGUUCCCAAUGCUCAUGAUAAUAGUGUGUGGGAUCUCGCAUGGCAUCCUAUUGGAUAUCUUCUUUGCAGUGGUAGCAAUGAUCAUACAACAAAGUUUUGGUGCAGAAAUAGGCCAGGAGACACUGCUCGUGAGAAAUUUAACAUGGGUCAGAAUCAAGGUUAUGGCGAGCAAAACCCUGCUCUUGCUGGUCGCUUGCCUGGUAAUUUCCCUGUACCUGAACCACCAACAACUCCAGGACCAUUUGCUCCUGGAUUGGCUCGAAAUGAAGGAACCAUUCCUGGUAUUGGAGCUGCAAUGCCACUAUCAAUUCCAUCUCUGGAUGGAACAUCUCAGGGGGAGCAGAAACAACCACUUCCGAUUUCUAUGCCUCUAGGAGCCCCUCCUCUUCCUCCUGGUCCACACCCAUCUCUUCUUACUUCCAAUCAGCAACAGGGAUAUCAACAAAAUCCUCAGCAGAUGCCGCAACAGCAACACCAGGCACUCCCUCAGCAAAUGCCCUCUUUGCCUAUGCCACCUCCAAAUAUGCAGCAGCUACAACCACCAUCACAUUUACCCCUUCUCCCUCAUCCUCAUCUACCUCGCCCUCAACAAAUGCCCCCUCAUGGUAUGCCGGGAACCUUGUCUGGACCUUCAUCAAUACCUGCAUCACAUGCAGUGCCAAUGGCUGGUCCAAUGGGGAUGCAAGGUACAAUGAAUCAGAUGGUCCCUCCAAUGCCACAAGGCCAUUUUAUGGGCAUGAACCAAAUGCACUCAGGGUCAUUACCCACAAGUGCUGCCCCUCCAGUUGGGGGUUUUCCUAAUGGCCUACCCAAUAUGCAAGGCCCAUCAAAUGCAACAGGCGCGCCGAUGUAUCCACAAGGCGGUCCAUUCAACCGGCCACAAGGUGGACAAAUGCCAAUGAUGCCAGGGUUUAAUCCCUACCAGUCUGGGAGUCAAUCUGGUAUGCCAUUAUCAUUGCCACCAGGCCCUCCGCCACAUUCUCAAACACCUCAAUAGACCAUUUUUAUUCGAAUGGAGUGACAGUAGCUUUGGGAUGGAAGGAAAGCACAACUUGCACUGGCUUACUGGGGUUCAUGCUGAUGUAUUUCAUGCUUAAUACCGUUAGGAUAUUCUUUUUGUAGUCCCUGUAUAUUUUUUAGCCAGUAGCUUACUUUCUGAUAUUUAAGAAGAUAGAGCAUUAGUUGCAAUCCUUUUCUUUUUCUCUCUGGAA
Molecule: messenger RNA, 2950 nt
Organism: Ricinus communis (castor bean)
Lineage: Eukaryota; Viridiplantae; Streptophyta; Magnoliopsida; Malpighiales; Euphorbiaceae
Product: flowering time control protein FY
Exons: 18
Coding region: 553-2736 (727 amino acids)
Cellular component (GO): mRNA cleavage and polyadenylation specificity factor complex
Molecular function (GO): protein binding
Source: RefSeq, a predicted model, not a curated record